Molecule: messenger RNA, 1971 nt
Organism: Nothobranchius furzeri (turquoise killifish)
Lineage: Eukaryota; Metazoa; Chordata; Actinopteri; Cyprinodontiformes; Nothobranchiidae
Gene: nudcd3
Product: NudC domain containing 3
Biological process (GO): protein folding
Cellular component (GO): cytoplasm
Source: RefSeq, a predicted model, not a curated record
CCGGAAAACGGUGAAUUGUUCUGGAAAAGGAAACAGUCGCUAAGAAAUUUCAGCUGGCACCAUUUGUUGUUGUUGUUUUUAUUCUGUCUUAAAGUCCCACAUUUCAGUUCUGGUCGCUCGCUGUUGAUCAGAAGACUAUAGUUUUUUUUUUUUUUUUUUUGUAAAGUCUAAAAAAGGUUUAAAGCUACCAUGGCGUCACCGCUGCAGAUGACUGAGAUGUAUGACAACGCUCUGCUUGGGAUCCUUCAGCACGUUGGGAACGUUCAGGACUUUCUCCAGGUUUAUUUCGGAUUUUUGUAUCGCAAAACAGACUUUUAUCGCCUGUUGUCUGGUCCCAGCGACAGGAUGGGCUUCCCCCCAGGUGUUGCGGAGAAGAUGGUGCUGAAGACGUUUAAGUUGUUUGAGAAGCUGGCGGAUCACGACCGGGAGAGAAUGCUUAGUGAACAGCAGAAGAGGGAGGAGAGUAAACGUGCUCCUCUGGUGGUCCAGGAGCUGGAGGUCACCUGUGAGUCCCCUGAGGAGAUGAAGGAGCAGAGCAGCACAGAGCCAUCGCAGACGGACGACUUCCACUCGGGAACUGGGGAAGGUUGUGUUGCUGUAGGCCCAGAUAAGUCUGUUGGACCUCAGGGCAGCGGCGAAGCAGCAGUUCAAGAGGACCAGGCUGCUGCAGGCCGCACAGCUGAGGAGAGUAAGAAGACGUCUCAGCUGGACUCCGACAGCUACAAUGGAGCGGUGAGAGAAAACUACAGCUGGUCUCAGGACUACACGGACGUGGAGGUCAGAGUGUUUGUGCCCAAAGCGGUAGUGAAGGGCAAACAGGUCAGUGUGAGUCUGCAGAGCGGUAGUGUGAGAGUGUGUGUGAGGGACGGGGCAGAGGAGAGGACAUUGAUGGAGGGAGAAUUCACUCACAAGAUCAACACUGAAAACUCUCUGUGGAGUCUGGAGCCAGGGAGCUGUGUGCUGCUGUCACUCAACAAGACCUCUGAGGUUUGGUGGAACGCUGUUCUGAAAGGAGAGAAGGAGAUUGACAUCAACCAGAUUAACCGGGAGCGCACGAUGGCUUCGGUGGAUGAGGAAGAGCACGCCGUUCUGGACAGACUCACAUUUGACUACCACCAGAAGCUGCAGGGAAAACCUCAGAGUCAUGAAAUGAAAGUGCAUGAGAUGCUGAAGAAGGGCUGGGAUGCUGAAGGCUCUCCUUUCAAAGGGCAGGAGUUUGACCCGUCCAUGUUUGACAUCCCGCCCAGUGCGGUGCAGUUCUGAGUCGCAGCUCAAAUUCAGCCUGAGGGGAACUGACCCGAGGUUAUUUCUGGAACACGGCGCUGGAAAGUCCACGUUUAUCUGGGACGGUGCAACUUUAGGUUCGUGGGUUAGGAAGUCUGGGAGGGAGGCUCCGUGAUGUCACACACAGAUUUGGUGUUCUUAACGAAUCAACGUGCUUCUUCACUGUUUACUCUUUAUUUAAGCACUCUGCUGUGUUUUGGAGUUAGAUUUGUUCUUUAUUUGUGUUCAUGAUCAUUCAAAUGUUUAGUUCUGUCCAGUUUAUAGAAAAAAAACAACCAAAGUUACUGAAAUUCACCAAAACUACAUCUGAACGUUAGUCUAAGUAAACAGUGGCUGCAGAGAAAACGGACCCGUGCAUCAGAGGGAAGCAGUCUCAGCUGCUGUUUGUGUGGAUGACAUUUUCUUUUUAUUUCAUGUUAGACACAAACCCUGUUCAACUAUUUAAACCUCUUUUUUUACUUUGUUAUUGAUGCUGAUACAAAAGCAGUUAGAUGAAAUUUACUACUGGACUUUUGACUCUGGGGAAACGAGAUUCUGUUAGACGAUAAAAGUGAUUUAUUGUCAUGCUGAUGAUGAAGAGUCUUUGUAUCAUGUUUUCUAGAGUCUGAACAAAACCUGCUCUAUCAAAACGAGUGUUUGACCAUGAUGUGAUGCCUUCUGAGACGAGAAUAAAGACUCAUCCUGUCA